UGUGCUAGUAGAAAGGGACCAAUUGGAAGGGAAAUAGCACAGAAAGAUGGAUCCUCCUCCUCCUCCUCAUACGCAGACGAAAGAGUUGCCGACUAGUUGGCGAGGUGCCAAAUUUAUUUGGCGUGCUGUUCUCAUCUUCAAUCUCGGCCUCGGAGCCUACCUCUUUACAAGGCCCGCUAAGAAGGAAAGAAAGGCCAACAUUGCACCACCUGUUAUUCCAGCUGAGACUAGUACUCCCACUCCGCCUGCUCCUCAAAAUUUUGAACCCAUCUUUACUCCUAUUCCAGAACCUGUGAAGGUACCAGAGCCCCUUUCUGUAGAUCAGCAGCGCAGUGUUUUUGAAUGGAUGCUAGAAGAGAAGAGGAAGGUCAAACCUCAAAAUCGAGAAGAAAAGAAGAGAAUCAAUGAAGAAAAAGCUCUAUUGAAACAGUUCAUACGAGCAGAUUCCAUUCCGAAGAUCUGAUGUAACGUAGAUAAUUGAUCCAAAAUUUUCUUAGGCUGAACUUAGUUUUACUGAUCCAUCAUUUACAACUUGCCAUUCUUUUUA
This is a messenger RNA of Nicotiana tabacum (common tobacco), 547 nucleotides long. NCBI's taxonomy places the organism in Eukaryota, Viridiplantae, Streptophyta, Magnoliopsida, Solanales, Solanaceae. The record is from RefSeq and is a predicted model, not a curated record.